AUGUCUACUGUACAGAAAAUGCGGGUACCCCUUUCCGUGGACCCGGUGAAAAUGGAGCUACCCUCCACAAGUGACGAGCCGCCACGCGAGAAAAUGUCCUUCCAAUACACGUGGCCGCUGCGUAUUUCCAAGAGAAAAGUCGAGGAGGAAGAGCUCGUGCUCAACGUCUCGCAGCCGUUCACCACCUCCUACAAUGGAGUGGCUUUCACCUGGACUGCCAGACUCUCUGACGAGUGUGCCGUUUGGACGACGACGGAGUACGAGCUCCCGAACCACGUGUUCGCCUCCCUCUACUAUAAGGAUGGCAUCGCUCAGGAUGUGAUGGUUGAUGAAGUCAGAAUGUCGCUCUACAGCGCGAUGGGCGAGCUGAUCUUUGAGGAUAUGCGAGUCCCAGAGGCCGAAUAUACCAAAGGCAGUGGCUGGCCGAUCCAGCUCUCCCCGGAGCGCCAGGCCCACUUCACGCGCUUCAUCCACAACAGCAUCAACGAGCAGAUAUCACUGCAGAUCGAGAUACGGAUGAAAACCUCCAUCUUCGACCCGAUGCGCUACCUGCCCUCCCUGGCCACGGCCCACAUGAAUCAGAAGAUCAAGGAGGCGUGCAAGAAAUACGUUGAUGACUUCCAGGCUGGGCGGGUUACGGUACCCGAGAUCGAAUUCCUGAACCUGACGAGAACGGAAGACAAAUACAUGCUCCAUCGCAAAGUGUUCAUGCACGGCCUGCGGAGCGUGGAAGAGAUCUGCCGGGAUGAGAACGAGAGCCCGGAAGUGGCGAAACACAUUUGCAGCCAAUUCGCGCACACCUACUUCAUCGAGGUGCUGCUCCGCGAGGUGCAGGGAUACGACGACUUUGUCACCCUGCUCGAGGGAGUCAUCGCCGUCCACCUGCCCGAGCUGAAGAAGGAGACCGAACGAUAUAUUUGUAGGGAAGUUAUGAAGCUCCAAGAACGACCCGCCAACGCCCAAUUUUCGGCAGCAGAUACGCUUCAAGAAGAGGAAGCGGCUGAACGCCCCGAAAGCCUCGACAUCGAACGGCUGCAAUUUAUCCAGUUGAUGCUCCUCCUCGCCAAGAACACCCACGAGGGCAUUAAAGAUCUACAAGACGUCAGGCCGUAUCGCUUUCGAUCUGUCUGGGAGUUUUACCCGUUAACUUUGAUCAGUGGCUAUUGCCGUGUC
Messenger RNA from Mesorhabditis spiculigera, 1173 nucleotides. Lineage: Eukaryota; Metazoa; Nematoda; Chromadorea; Rhabditida; Rhabditidae. The record is from the annotation of a GenBank genome assembly.